Molecule: messenger RNA, 1803 nt
Organism: Rhea pennata
Lineage: Eukaryota; Metazoa; Chordata; Aves; Rheiformes; Rheidae
Gene: KPNA5
Product: karyopherin subunit alpha 5
Exons: 14
Coding region: 141-1760 (539 amino acids)
Biological process (GO): NLS-bearing protein import into nucleus
Cellular component (GO): cytoplasm; nucleoplasm; nucleus
Molecular function (GO): protein binding; nuclear import signal receptor activity
Source: RefSeq, a predicted model, not a curated record
GGGAGCGGGGGGCAGCCCACCAGCCGGUGCGGCGCGCGGCGGGGCGGCGGCCGCCAUCUUGAGCUGCGAUUCGGGGCGAAGCGGAGCGGUUAUCUCGCCGGGGGCGGCGGUUGAGGCGGGCGCUUCCCGACUCCGCUUCAAUGGACAACAUGGCAAGUCCAGGGAAAGAUAAUUUCAGAAUGAAAAGCUACAAGAACAAUGCACUUAAUCCCCAAGAAAUGCGCAGACGAAGAGAGGAGGAAGGAAUCCAGCUUCGGAAACAAAAAAGGGAAGAACAGCUAUUUAAACGCCGAAACGUUUCUCUUCCGGGAAAUGAAGAAUCUAUGAUAGAAAGUCCAAUUCAGGAUCCUGAUGUCAGCUCCACUGUACCUAUUCCAGAGGAAGAAGUUAUUACAGUAGACAUGGUACAGAUGAUUUUCUCAGAUGAUCCUGAUCAGCAACUCACAGCAACCCAGAAAUUCAGGAAAUUGCUCUCUAAAGAACCUAAUCCACCUAUAGAUGAAGUCAUCCAAAAACCAGGAGUAGUGCAGAGAUUUGUGAAAUUUCUAGAAAGGAAUGAAAAUUACACUCUGCAAUUUGAAGCAGCUUGGGCCUUGACAAAUAUAGCAUCUGGAACUUUUCUGCACACCAAAGUAGUAAUUGAAACUGGAGCUGUUCCGAUUUUUAUUAAGUUGCUUAGCUCAGAACAUGAAGAUGUACAGGAGCAGGCAGUGUGGGCUCUUGGUAACAUUGCUGGUGAUAAUGCAGAAUGCAGAGAUUUUGUUUUAAACUGUGGAAUAUUACCACCCCUUUUGGAACUGUUAACAAAUUCAAAUCGUCUUACAACAACUAGAAAUGCAGUCUGGGCUCUCUCAAAUCUCUGUAGAGGAAAGAAUCCACCUCCAGACUUCAGUAAGGUUGCGCCUUGCUUAAAUGUUCUAUCAAGACUGUUGUUUAGCAGUGAUCCAGAUGUAUUAGCAGAUGCUUGCUGGGCCCUCUCUUACCUUUCAGAUGGACCCAAUGAUAAAAUUCAAGCUGUUAUUGAUUCUGGAGUAUGUCGAAGACUGGUAGAGUUGCUUAUGCAUAAUGAUUACAAGGUGGUAUCCCCUGCAUUAAGAGCAGUUGGAAAUAUUGUUACUGGCGACGAUAUUCAAACACAGGUGAUUCUAAACUGUUCUGCAUUGCCCUGUCUCUUGCACUUGCUGAGUAGUCCCAAGGAAUCUAUUCGAAAAGAAGCAUGCUGGACUGUUUCUAAUAUUACUGCAGGAAACAGAGCUCAGAUUCAGGCUGUUAUAGAUGCAAAUAUUUUUCCAAUAUUGAUUGAAAUUCUUCAGAAAGCUGAAUUUCGCACCCGAAAAGAAGCAGCAUGGGCCAUAACUAAUGCAACAUCGGGAGGAACCCCUGAACAGAUUAGGUAUUUGGUAGCGUUAGGUUGUACCAAGCCUCUUUGUGACCUCCUGACUGUGAUGGAUUCAAAAAUAGUACAAGUGGCUUUAAAUGGACUUGAAAAUAUUCUGCGUCUUGGAGAACAAGAGUCUAAGCAAAAUGGAAUGGGCAUCAAUCCUUACUGCGCUCUUAUAGAGGAAGCAUAUGGACUUGAUAAAAUUGAAUUUCUUCAGAGACAUGAAAACCAAGAGAUCUACCAAAAGGCUUUCGAACUCAUAGAACAUUACUUUGGUGUCGAAGAGGAGGAUUCCAGUAUUGCACCUCAGGUGGAUGAAAGUCAGCAGCAGUUUGUUUUUCAACAGCAGGAGGCUCCAAUGGAAGGGUUUCAGCUGUAAAAAAUUAAGUGAAGACAAGCAUAAAAUGUAAACACCUGGUUUU